UAUGCGUUAACAUUCCGGACAAGAAGCCUAGUCUCUGGGUUCUGAAGAUAGAUAGCUGUUCUUGAGGAGAAACACUGGACUUUGUGUUCGCCCCUCCCCCUUUUAGGGCUGGUGUGCAUGCAAUAACCUCACGGACUAUAAACCUUGGAUCUGAAUUUCCCCCACAAUAUGUCAAUAGAAACUGGAAUAUGACCUCCAGUCUUUAAGGAUUGUGUCAUAGACACAAAAACUAGCUGCGAUAAGAGAGCCUUUACAUUGCACAAUUAUUUUUCGUGGACUGUAAAACGCACCAUGUACAUUUUGGCAAUCGUCGGACUCCUCUGUCUUGUGGCAGGUGCCCCGCGGGAGAAGAGACAGGAUGAGAACUAUUUUAUGGAGAAUAAAUGUUCUAUGUCUGCCCGUAAUUCCAGCUGUCCAAUGGGCUUCUGCUGUGCCUACGACGAGUUUUUCCGCAUCAUUUACUAUUGUAAAAAGUUAGGCGCUGUCGGCGAGACAUGCACCACGGUGACCAGUGACGCAGACUGUCCGUGUGAAAGCGGUCUCACGUGCGUGCCUAGUGUCCAAGGGUCCAGUUUUGUUACUAUAUAUGGACGGUGCCAGGUGCGUGCUGUAACUACCGAAGCCGCGAGUACAGACAGCGCCCAGACGACAGACCAUAAUGGAGAUGGUACGAAUCACGUGCAUCAAAACGGGCACGUGACGCACCCUGGACACGUGACACGUCAUGGAUAAAAGCCUGAUUGUGAUUUUCUUUUCAUCUAAGAUCUGAAAUAAAACUAUAUCUAGCACACCUUGAACGUCCCA
This is a messenger RNA of Ostrea edulis (European flat oyster), 804 nucleotides long. RefSeq lists its product as uncharacterized. NCBI's taxonomy places the organism in Eukaryota, Metazoa, Mollusca, Bivalvia, Ostreida, Ostreidae. Bases 292 to 732 code for a protein of 146 amino acids. The transcript is spliced from 2 exons. The record is from RefSeq and is a predicted model, not a curated record.